CGUCAGAAUUAUUAAACGAUAUCAAUGAAUCUAAAAGUGAUUCGAUUUAUCCGUUUAUCCUAUUCUCUUCCCUUCUCUUCGCGAAUCCCUUUCAAUUCUCCUUAAAUCUCAAUCCCGCUUUCUUUCUUUUUUUCUAGGUCUAAUCUCUAUCUCUUAUCGAGCUUUGUUAGAUGGUGGUCUGUAAACAUGAUAUCAUAAACUAGUUUGAUCAAAGAUUACGUAUCCAAAUUUCCACCAACUUCAAUUGAUGUAAGCACAAUAUAUAAAAUAACCUUAAACAAAUUGUAAAUCUGUGAGUUAGAUUUCAUUUGACUUCAAAACCAUGUAUAUGAGGAAACGGGAAGCUAAUGGCUACUGGGGCCGGCCAAGCCGAAAACUUUGCUUGAUUCCUCCCGGCAAGGAAUCCGACAUAGAUAGAGAAGAAGUGCAACUCACUUCAUCCUCUUCGAAUCCCUCACCUCAGCAAAACCAACCUUCUUAUCAGAUCAUACUACUUCCUCUUCCUCACCUCGAUCGUCGCCGCUAAUUUCUCGAUCCAUUCGAUGAUAGCAAACGUGGAUCUCAUAACGGCGGCGUUGCUCCACGGGGCAUUCAUCGCCGCCGUCCUCACAACGGCAAGCUUCAUCCUCCUCGUCGCACUCUCGCUGGCCUCCUUGGUCGCCCUCUUCUCCAUCCCGAUCGUCGACCUCCACGACGCCGUUUCGUUCCUCUCCGGCCACUACCUCGAGUCCGUCGUUCAGCCCAACAUCCACCUGGCUUCCUUCCUCGCCCUCUACUCCUCGCUCGGGUACGCCAUCGAGCUCCACUCCGCCGCCGCCUCCACUCGUCUCUACCGUCGGCUACGUAGAUUUGUGACUUCGGCGGCGGCUACCGCACCGGCGGAGUCGGUGCGUCGUCUUGUUGGUAUUGUCCAACGGAUCAUCAUGUAGCGCCAUGUAACGUAAUACAUAAUUAGUGUUAGUGUUGUGAUAUAUGAUCCACGAUUGAAUUUCUCUCAACAACUCGAGUUAUUGGAAUCAACUAGUUCAUGACAU
Messenger RNA from Linum trigynum, 1034 nucleotides. NCBI's taxonomy places the organism in Eukaryota, Viridiplantae, Streptophyta, Magnoliopsida, Malpighiales, Linaceae. The record is from the annotation of a GenBank genome assembly.